CUAGGUGUUAGCAACAGACAUGUCAAAACAUAUGAGUCUGUUGGCAGACUUGAAAACUAUGGUAGAGACAAAGAAGGUGGCAGGAUCCGGUGUUUUACUGCUGGACAACUAUACAGAUAGAAUACAGGUUCUCAAAAAUGUGAUCCACUGCGCCGACCUAGCAAAUCCAACGAAGGUGCUCUCAACGUAUCGCCAGUGGACAGACCAGAUUAUGGAGGAAUUCUUCUCUCAGGGAGAUUUAGAGCGUGAAAAGAACAUGGAGAUCAGUCCCAUGAUGGAUAGGCGUAGCGCGUCUGUGGAGAAAACACAGGUACGUAAACGUAAUGAAGUUGACUGAGCCACAGAGAUGUAC
This is a messenger RNA of Anneissia japonica, 352 nucleotides long. RefSeq names its product cAMP-specific 3',5'-cyclic phosphodiesterase 4B-like. Gene Ontology annotation, cellular component: nucleus; perinuclear region of cytoplasm; cytosol. The coding region runs from base 20 to 337 and encodes 105 amino acids. Gene Ontology annotation, molecular function: 3',5'-cyclic-AMP phosphodiesterase activity. The record is from RefSeq and is a predicted model, not a curated record. The transcript has 2 exons. Gene Ontology annotation, biological process: signal transduction. NCBI's taxonomy places the organism in Eukaryota, Metazoa, Echinodermata, Crinoidea, Comatulida, Comatulidae.